UCGAUAAAGUUAAUUCAAAGUCCCAGUGCUGCACCAAUGGCGGCUCCCAUGUCCUGGAGGAGGUUGGUGCACUCCGUGUACUCACCGGCCAUCAGCGGGGUUUUUACCCGGGUAUCUGACCGGCUCUUCCGCGCACGGGACAGAAGAGGAGGUUCCUCCGUGCUGCUGCUGGCCCCCCUGCUGGCCGAGGCCGACCCGGCCCCGUGUCGCGUUGACAGGCCCACAGGGUCAGCUGGAGCUCAGGGCACAGACGGCCUCUGCACGCACUUCCGAUGGAUGGCGGAGCACGUACCCGCUUUCCGGGUGCCGGGCACCCACAUCCACAUCCUCACCUCACCUGACCAGUUCUACCAGGCCAUGAAGGCACGAAUCAAGACUGCAAAGAGGCGGGUGGUGAUGGCCUCGUUGUAUCUGGGAACAGGUCAGCUGGAGCAGGAGCUGGUGGACUGUAUGGAGGAAGCUCUACAACGCUCACAGGACAACAGUCAUUCUCCUGACCUAAAGGUCUCCGUGUUGCUGGACUACACCCGUGGAUCACGAGGUCAGAUCAACUCGAGGACCAUGCUGCUGCCACUGCUGCAGCGCUUUGCCUCUCAGAUGCGGGUCUCCCUGUACCACACUCCGGACCUGAGGGGGCUGCUGCGGCUGCUCGUCCCUCAGCGCUUCAACGAGACCAUCGGAGUCCAGCACAUUAAAGUCUACCUGUUUGAUGACAGCAUUAUCAUCAGCGGGGCCAACCUGAGCGACUCGUACUUCACCAACAGACAGGACCGCUACGUGCUGCUGGAGAACUGCAGGGAGGUCGCCGACUUCUUCUCCGACCUGGUGGAGGCCGUGGGGGACGUUUCCCUGCAGCUUCAGCCGGACGACUCGGUCACCAUGCUGGAGGGGAUGGUGCACCCAUACAAAGGCAACAGACAGGACUUCUCAACAGCAGCGAGGAAGCGAAUCAUGGAAGUCGUGAACACGGCUCACACAAGGCAGCGGCUGCUGAACCGGUCCGAGGACUCCGAGGACGAGGCGAUGAGCGAGGGCGAGGAGGACACCUGGGUGUUCCCCCUGGUCCAGAUGAAACCUCUGGGCAUCCAGGUGGACGAGCAGGUGACACAGCGUUUGCUGACAGACGCCGGGCCGGACUCCACUGUGUUCCUAACAUCGGGUUACUUCAACCUGACCCGGGCGUACAUGGGGUUGGUGCUCGGGGCCGGAGCCAGCUACCGCAUCCUCACCGCCUCCCCCGAGGUCAACGGGUUCUUUGGAGCCAAGGGCGUUGCCGGAGCGAUCCCCGCGGCUUACAUCCACAUCGCCAGGCAGUUCUACAACCAGGUUUGCCAGCUGGGCCAACAGGAGAGGGUACACCUGCACGAGUACCACAGGCCGCAGUGGACCUUCCACGCCAAAGGUCUGUGGUAUUACCUCCAGGGGCAGGACCGGCCUUGCCUCACUCUAAUUGGCUCCCCUAAUUUUGGUUACCGCUCGGUUCACCGUGACCUGGAGGCCCAAAUCGCCAUAGUAACGGAGAAUGAGGAGCUGCAGAGCCAGCUGCAGGAGGAGCAGGAGAUGUUGUACCAGCGCUCCACUGAGGUGUCCAGCUCCACAUUUGAGCAGCCGGACCGCCACGUCAAGCUGUGGGUGAAACUAGUCACUCCCCUCAUCAAGAAUUUCUUCUGAGAUGCAAAUCAGGAGGCGAGGAGGCUUCGGAUUUUGCUCGUCCCUGAGGUUGGAGGUCACGGUGGAGGUCAGCCCGUUUCUGCAGAGACGGUACGGUCGGACACACUCGGCAUGCUGGGAGUCUGCUUCUUCAGCUCUCAUAAGCGACUCACAUUUGCAGACACACAAAGGAGCAGAUUUAUAUGGUGAAUUCAGGAAGUAAAUCAGCUUCUUUUCUGUUAAUUUAAGCUCUAGAUCCUGCAUAUGUUACUCCGUUAGAUCAUUUAUAUAUUAACACCUGAUGUCAUUACACUGUGGAUUUCUGGUUUUGUAUUACUGAGUACAAACAUUUCAAAAAAACUACUUCUACUAUUAUACAAGUUACAUGUAUAAGAGCAGCAAUAGAGACUUCAUUAAUGCGUGUCCCUGAUGUACUGGUAAACAGAUGGGUGUGGUGAAGCAUUAUGAUUCCUCAUGGAGCCUUAAUAAUAGUUUUUAAGAGCUCUUAGAGUGUGUUUACAGCUCUGCCCACAGCAGUAAUCAAAGUUAACUGUACAGUGACUGUGUUAUUAUCUUGUAAAUUAAAGGAUGAUGUGGUGAGUUUUUAAAGUGA
Lates calcarifer (barramundi perch) is the source of this 2263-nucleotide messenger RNA. Its product is annotated as CDP-diacylglycerol--glycerol-3-phosphate 3-phosphatidyltransferase, mitochondrial. The transcript is spliced from 11 exons. Gene Ontology annotation, biological process: cardiolipin biosynthetic process. Gene Ontology annotation, cellular component: mitochondrion. Bases 37 to 1671 code for a protein of 544 amino acids. Gene Ontology annotation, molecular function: CDP-diacylglycerol-glycerol-3-phosphate 3-phosphatidyltransferase activity. NCBI's taxonomy places the organism in Eukaryota, Metazoa, Chordata, Actinopteri, Centropomidae. The record is from RefSeq and is a predicted model, not a curated record.